AUGACCACUCCAACCAAGGCCCAACAUAGCGACAUAAGUGACGAAGAGCACCCGAGUAGCAGGGACGGAGGCAGUGAGUGGAGUACCACAAACAGCGAGGUCGAUAGUCAUAUGAGCGACAAUGAUAGCCAGAGUGAUGAUUACGUGACCGCCGAGAGCAGAAGUUUACACGAUGAUAGUGAUGACGCUUAUCCUAGCCGCCAGACUAGUCUCGAUGCCUUGGAGAAAAAUGGUGUAGACCGUGACAGUCACGAUUCUCGCUCUAUUCACAGCGGCAGCCAUUCUAGUCACAAUGACGGUGGCAAUGUUGAAGAUAGUAGGCUUGCUGUUCCGGAUAAGAAGGCUCAACUCUCCAAUCACCAUGGUGACGAGGGUAUGGAUGCCGACGAAAACCAAAUCAGCAACCAAGAUGGCACGCGCGACAACACAGGUAGCCAAUACGGUGCCAAUACGCAACCCAUCAACGACUAUGAGUCGAGGAAUAGUUAUAUUAGCCUGACCGACGAGGUCAGUCCCCACAAUCGUGAGUCUUCGCUUCUCGAAGCCAAAUAUUUUCGUUCAAUGAAUCAGGCUGCAUUGGAGAAUAUCGAGCGCCUCAACAAUCUGAGGAGCGAAGUAAGCCAUGUCGGGCAUCCUGACUUAGAGAACAGCGAAGAUGAAUCUAGCCAAUACGACAGCAAGCCCGACUCGAAAGGCAAUGGAAGCCCCAGUGGCAGAACAUCUAGUAAAACGAACAGAGGCGGGUUUUUUUCUUUCUUUGGCUCGAAGCGCAAAAAUGAAGACAAGGAGGAGACUACAGUCCAUCCCGUUAAGAAAGCGAAGACUGCCGAAGUGGAUCUCACACCUCCAGGAGACAAUUCCGAAGAUUCCGAAGAUUCCGAAGAAGAUGGCUCCGUAACUAGUUCAGAAGGUACUGGCUCCAUCGAAGAAUCAGCUUCAGAGGAAUACGAGAAAGACUCCGAGGAAGAGGAUUACGAUGAAGCAUCGCAACCGAAGGCCCCAAAGCGCUCGACGACGGCCGUCGAUAGGCCCGCUAAGAGGCAAAGGACACGAGGGCUCAUGGACAAGCAAAUAACAUGGCAGCAUAUCGAAGUUGAGGAGUUAGAUCUUCAUCAGACGUACGUCGGCCAUAAUACCCCUGUAAAGAAGCCCACGCAAAAGAGGUGGCAGGCUAGCGGGGGCGAGGCAAUUACGGAUCCUGAGAAGGUGCCAAAGGGAUGGACUGAUGCCGAACCUGAUCUUGAUGAAGAGGACAUCGAAGCUCAAAUUGCCCGAUGCGAGCAGCGAAUCGAAGACAAGAUCUUGCCGGCGCUGUUCGCGAUGAAGCUCCAGGGCUUACGCAAGAAAAAGGCCGAGAAAGAUUUGUGGAUGUCGAAGGACCCAGGGCUCACCUGGCAAUCUGUACGACGGCUGAACGCCCUUUAUAGAAUCAAGAAAUCGCUCCAGGAAGGAAACGACCCCUUCAACCACCUGCCAUGUGUCAACGCAAUCAUCGCGGUGUAUAAAUCCGGAGGUUUAGCAUGGAACGCCGGCCUCGUCACCUACUGGAAAGAUGGCGAACAGCUUUGCCAGCCACGUCCGUACAAUCCCUAUGAAUGUGAUGCUAUUUACCAAUAUCACCUCGCUGGAGAUGGAUUCUGGGUUGAAGGACUUACUGGCCCCGGCCCUACGCCACAAUUGGCGCUAUUCAUGGAGUCACACAAGGCAGACCCGGGAAGGCGUAGCAAUGAAUUUUACCGCAUCAAUGUCCGCAAGGAGAACGCUCCUGCUUCCGCCGGCUUCGACUUCGAGUUCCUACUAGACACAGGAGCCCACAUGAUGGUUCUGUAUGAGAACGAUCUCGAAAUGCUGGAUAUGACCGAUAUGGCCAACAAUUCUGAACCCCCAAAGACACAGUCCCUCGGCACUGCUGCAUUUACUGGACCUACUGGUGAUGUGUCAUACGCCCCCAUCAUCCGAGUCCACGCGGAGAUCUUUGCAGCCGAGGACGGGAAGCACGAGGAACGCAAAUCGAUGACCUCAAGGGACCCCGUCGAAGCCAUAUUGCUCCCAGGCGGCUCGGAUGAGAUCCGGAGACGACUUGACGGACCCUGGGCCCGUCACAAGCUGUACAUGGCAAGUGUACCUUCUCUUGGGAGCCCGCCGAGGGUGUUUAUGUCUGGCUUCAAGACUGGAAUUCGUGAUUCCCGUAUUCCCAGCAAUCGUACGGCUGCAUACCGCUUGCCGCCGUUCCAAACUGGUAGCGGUCCAAAGAUUGGAGGCUCUUGA
Penicillium chermesinum is the source of this 2268-nucleotide messenger RNA. RefSeq lists its product as uncharacterized. The record is from RefSeq and is a predicted model, not a curated record. The transcript is spliced from 5 exons. Lineage: Eukaryota; Fungi; Ascomycota; Eurotiomycetes; Eurotiales; Aspergillaceae. Gene Ontology annotation, biological process: proteolysis. The coding region runs from base 1 to 2268 and encodes 755 amino acids. Gene Ontology annotation, molecular function: aspartic-type endopeptidase activity.